AUGAAGCAAGAUGAAACACUUGCUGAGACGGAGGAGGUGAUGAAUGCGGCGCUGCGAGUGGCGGAGGAGCUGAGCGGCUGCGACAGCGAUCGCGCCUGCGGCUACGCGCUGUGGGCCCCCGCGCUCAUGGCUCUCAAGCAGCGCGGCCGAACGCUUGACGCCGAAAACAUGGAGCGCCUGUUCUGGAGCGAGAACCGCCACGUGCUGACGACCAUGGCGGGGUCUGACCCGGAGGUCCUGCAGUGGCACCUCAGCCGCCAACCCAGCAAGGCGCUGUCCCUCUGCAUCGAGGCGCUGGCCUGCGCUGAAUUCGGCAGCAGCUUCCACCAUGGGGGCGACUCCUACUCCGAUGAGGAGGACUUCCUGGGCUCUGAUGAGGAUGAGGAGCCAGAGGCAUUCGCUCACGGCCUCCCCCGCAUGCGCACCCUGACAGUGCACAACUACAGCUAG
Messenger RNA from Coccomyxa subellipsoidea C-169, 450 nucleotides. RefSeq lists its product as hypothetical. Bases 1 to 450 code for a protein of 149 amino acids. NCBI's taxonomy places the organism in Eukaryota, Viridiplantae, Chlorophyta, Trebouxiophyceae, Coccomyxaceae. The record is from RefSeq and is a predicted model, not a curated record. The transcript is spliced from 4 exons.